This is a messenger RNA of Dalotia coriaria, 2783 nucleotides long. RefSeq lists its product as uncharacterized. The record is from RefSeq and is a predicted model, not a curated record. NCBI's taxonomy places the organism in Eukaryota, Metazoa, Arthropoda, Insecta, Coleoptera, Staphylinidae. The transcript is spliced from 3 exons. Bases 453 to 2441 code for a protein of 662 amino acids.
GCGUGAUGUAUUAAAGCGUUUACUUUCCGUUGAGUGCUUAGUUUUUCAAUUACAACGCGAAAAACAUUAACGAUUGUUGUAAAUAUUUGCGCUGUGAGAUAAAGCGCAAGGCAACAAAUAGCAACAAAGCCUUAGGAUUUGAAUUUUACGCGAAAUAAGUAAUGUGGCAUUAGUAAACAUGAUAAAACCAGCAAGGUUUAGAGUUAUCAGGAUUAUGCACGCAUUUUUGGUGUUUAAAACGUUGUGAACUUCGAGAGGCAAUUUUUUUGAAACAAAGUCUAUUCUCCGGAGGCGGCGAUGAGUGCUCCGCCCGCGUCUUCCUGCCGCAUUUAAUUAUGCACGUGGCGACGACGCGCGAUUAAUCGCAUUACUGGGAUGAGGUGACGACGGCCGUGGGCAUUCCCACAGCGCCAGGAUACAUCCAGGUGCCACACGAUAACAAGGUCCUCCGAAUGGAAGAAACACGAUGGCGCACCUCAGUAAUCUUCUGGUGCCUUCUGCUCCUCUUCGCCGCAUUGACCUUCCUCUACAACCUGGCGGAAGUGAAAAACCUCGCCAAUUCAGGCGCAUAUGUUCUCACGCACUCAUCAGACUCAAACGAAAAAAAGGCCGCCAUCUAUACCGAAGAAGCUGCAGUCAAAGGUUAUCUCAUAAAAACCCCCGGAUGCACAAUACCCGACCUCAAAGCGAUGGAUCCGCUCAUCAAAAAGUACAUUUUCCGCGAGAAACCCGUCGUGUGCAACAAAGGUCUACCACCGCUUUAUGAAGCUAACCGCACAGCCAUCUACCGCGUUGAAGAUGCUUUCGAGCAGUAUAAAAUCACCGACGUGAAGAAGUUAACCUGUUGCUACCAGUAUUUCCACCGCGCGACACCUGGUGUUGAUCAAUCGGAUAAAAAAGUGCAAUAUGAUGAACAGUGCCAUCUGGUGGAAGGCAGCGCGUAUGUCCAUCCGGAUGAAGAGUUCCUGCGUGUCAAGUGCCAAUAUGAUUCAAAUGAAAUCUAUAAAGAUUUCUUCAGUUUUGUGCCAAUUAAAAACGAUUCCCGUGCGAUUCCAAUCGUAAAAAACAACACAACAAACACAACACAACCGACAAGUGAAAGAUUAAAUGUUUUAGUUAUUGGAAUCGACGCAGUGUCACGUCUUAACUUCCACCGGCAAAUGCCGAAAACCGCCUUCUAUCUGGAAAAGCUCAACGCUGUGGAGCUUUUAGGUUAUAACAAGAUCGGCGACAAUACGUAUCCUAACCUGAUCGCGGCGUUGACAGGGCAUGACGAGACCGAAGUGCAGAAACUUUGCUGGCCGACAGAGGACGCGCAUUUCGAUAAUUGUUCGUUCAUAUGGAAGGAUUACAAACGCGCUGGGUAUACAACUGCUUUCGGGGAGGAUUCAGCAUGGAUGGGGUUAUUUUACUACACGAAACGUGGCUUCCGAAACAAACCUACUGAUUAUUUCUAUGAUCACUUUGAUAUUACCGCUACGAAUGAAGUAGGCAACAACCAUCGCCUGAAUGUGGACCAAUGCCUCGGCUCUCGACAAACCUACAUGGUUUUCCUUGAUUACAUCAAUAAUUUCGUGAUGACAAUGGCGGAGGCAGCCAAACCAUUCUUCGGUUUCUUCUGGACAUCAAGUCUUUCACAUGAUUUUUUAAACAAGCCGAAGUUAGGCGACCAAGAUUACAUGAAUAUUCUCUUCAAUCUGGACGAAGAAGGAAUUUUGAAUAAAACAGCAUUGCUUGUCAUCAGUGAUCAUGGUAUUCGAUGGGGUGACAUUCGUAGCACGUAUCAAGGCCGCAUGGAAGAACGCCUUCCGUUUGUCUACAUUGUUUUACCGCAGUGGUACCGCGAGAGCCACGUCGACUUCGAUCGUAAUCUUAAAACCAACGUCCGGAGAUUAACCACGCCGUUUGAUUUACACGAAACGUUCAUUGAUCUAUUACAUCCCGAGAGGCACUUGAACACAACAACGCCGCGAGGUGUGAGUCUAUUCCGCGAAAUCUCGAAAAAUCGCACUUGUGCCGCGGCCGGCAUUGCACAACACUGGUGCACAUGCCAGAACAGCGUCAAUAUUGAUACUACCACUGAUGUGGUGGUGCAAGCAGUCAAUCAUACAGUCCAGCAUAUAAACAAUCUUCUGAUUGGCUAUGCGGAUUGCUUGACGCUGAAACUGGUUUCAAUCGAGGAUGCGCGCGAGUUGACCAAUGACAACGAGUUGAAAGAGUAUACGAGAUCAACACGCGACUUUACCGUAACAUUCAAGACUGAACCGGGCGGCGCCAUCUUUGAGGCGACUGUGCGCCGCGAAGAAAUGAAUUCAAACACGCCUAAUUAUACAGUCACGGGGACAGUGAGUCGUAUCAAUCUCUACGGGGAGCAGAGUAGAUGUAUAACCGACUUCCAUCUGAAAUUGUACUGUUAUUGCCGAUCGUAUGUAGGCAACUGAAGUUGCACGAGUUUUCUUUCAGCCGGAGAAUGAAUUCUACAAGUUUGACUUGACAAUAACUCAAAGUAAAAAACAUGACAGGUGAGGUGAUGUCAUCCAAGAUGGCGGCGGAUGGUUUUCCGGUUGGAUACUUGUGUGCGACGAACUGUUAGUGCCAAAAUUUCUAUAUUUUUGUACGAAUUAGUCAAAUUAUUACUUUAAAGAGGUAAAUAUGUGUUUUUUGUAACAUUAUUUAACGAUUAGAAUAUGUUUUCAAAGAAAAUAUCUGUGAUUAAUGUAUUUAAACAUAACAAAACAAAUAUUCUAACUUUCCAUUAGUAAAUAAACAUGAAAACACUUCAA